AGAAGCCAGUUAAAGUUGUCCUAUAAACAUCCGCAAGUAGCGGACCUGGCAGACACAUCGGCACGCAAGCAGAGUUUAUUCUGCAGAUAGCCAUGUUGUUGAACUCAUGUUGCUUGCUGGUUUUGUCGCUGCUGGCGGGGAUUACCCAAGCCCACUUGGAGGAUGAGCUGCCGAUGAACAGUCCGGACAUGUACUUCCGUCGGCGGAUUCCCAAGGACUACUACCAGCGGUCGAACCUGGCGGACUGCCACGCGCGCUUUCACGAUCGGCGGGUGCAGGUCUACCAGACGGCCGUUUUCGGCGGGGUCAAGGUCAACGAUACCGAGUUCCCCCAUAUGGCGGUGCUGGGCUGGAGCAACGGGGCCGGCGGUUACGACUGGCGCUGUGGCGGAUCGUUGAUCACGAAACGAUUCGUGCUGACGGCGGCGCACUGUGUACUGUCGGAGGGAAAGAACCCAACGGUGGUACGGCUUGGUGAUGUGAACUUGGCCUCCGGCGCUGACGAUAGCUUUGCGCAGCAGCUGAACAUAAAGAAUAUCAAGCGGCAUCCGCAGCACUCCUUCAAGGAGAAGUACUUUGAUCUGGCGUUGAUCGAACUGGAGAAUGAUGUGGUACUGACUCCCGGGGUGUGUCCAGCUUGCAUCUGGAUGGACCAGACUUAUCCGUACGAAACCUUUGACAUUGCGGGCUUUGGUGCAACCGGCUUCGCCGAGGAUAACAGCCCGGAUCUGUUGAAGGCACGGAUUGCUCCGGUAGAUCAAACGGUCUGUUCGCAAGCCUUUCCUGUGGGACACGGCCUUUCUAAAGGAAUUGCUGAGGACCAGUUGUGCGCCGUUGGUGCCAACAGCGACAGCUGUCCGGGAGAUUCGGGUGGACCACUGCAGACUACGCUGCAUACGUACAACAGACGGGUGGCACUUCUUGUAGGGGUUACCUCGUUUGGGAGUGCUUGUGGGCUGGGAUCGUAUGGUGUUUACCAGAAGAUCGCUCCGCACAAACAGUGGCUGGAAUCGAUUGUUGGAGAACCGUUGGAUCCUUUGACGUGUAUCAAGAACUACGAGACGUACCUCCAACAGGAGCAACUCAGCAUGGAAUACGAAGCCGUUGACGCAUACUUCAGCCGUGUUUACAUCCGCUGGGAUGACCCCAAGGAGGACCUCAAGUGCGGAGGUACCUUGAUAGACUACAACACCGUGGUAACCACCGCACAUUGUACGUACAAUUCCAAGCAAGAAUCGCCCAAGGAAGUCUCAAUCCUUGGCCAACGUAACCGAAUCGUCAAGAUCAUCCGUCAUCCCAAGUUCCAGUUCGGCUCGUAUUACAACGAUAUCGCACUGCUCAGAUUGAACAAGUAUCUGCGCAAGUCGGACAUCAUUGCGCCGCCCUGUCUACCGUAUCCCCGUGCAGUAGAUGCUCUCGUGACCAAGAACAGAUCCAUAUCGAUACGCCUGCCCAAGGUGGGACUUGAACCGAAGCUCCAAAUAUAUCUGCCGGCGAAGGGAAAAUGUGACGAGCUGGAAGUCGCCGCCAGACCCGAUUACGUCGCAAAGCUACCGAAAGGGCUCACCAAGUUCUUGAGCUGCUUCAAAGCGGAUUACGAACUGAUCCCGGAACUCGGUGGUUUCGACAUCGGAGGACCCUUGCUGAGUCGCGACGAAUCCGUGAUGUUCGGUAUCAACGUAUUCGCACGAGACGGUGGCUCGUACAGCCCGCUGAUCACCCUAAACAUAGCCCGAUUCAUUCCCUGGAUCGAACAGUUUGUUCUGGAACGGCAAACGCAUGCCUCAAACGCCGGAAACUCCCAGGAGUCCGUUGACUACCAGGACACGUUACUGUACGAGGGAAGUCCCUGCACGACCAACGAUCGACUCGAAGGUCACUGUCACUUUGCGAACGAGUGCCGCAGAGAACUCGAACGCUACCGGUAUCGGCUGGUGCGACCGGCAAUCUGCGGCUACAAGGGAUACAACAUGCUCAUCUGCUGUCCCAUCUGGCGCGAUCACCACAGGCGAGGUUAAUCCGAGCUUGACGAACAAUAAAGU
Messenger RNA from Culex pipiens pallens (northern house mosquito), 2042 nucleotides. RefSeq names its product polyserase-2-like. The transcript is spliced from 5 exons. Gene Ontology annotation, biological process: proteolysis. Lineage: Eukaryota; Metazoa; Arthropoda; Insecta; Diptera; Culicidae. The coding region runs from base 93 to 2018 and encodes 641 amino acids. Gene Ontology annotation, molecular function: serine-type endopeptidase activity. The record is from RefSeq and is a predicted model, not a curated record.